GUGAGGCCAGCCGAUUGCGCGAGCAGUUGACAUGCCCUUCAACACGCACUGCAACUUCUCACUAAAGACAGAUAGAUAGAUGCUGCUUCACAAAGAACACGACCUUGUUCGCUGAGAAACCGCACUCCCACCUUUCCACCCUUCCUCUGCAGACAGUCUCCAGCCUCCAGGUAUACCCCCAAACGAGAGGCAGGGACAACCUCUAAAAUUGCCCAAAUCGUUACCACUCGGCGUGGGAAACUACAAUUCCCAGGAUGCACUGCUGCCGCGACCAAACGCAGGCCCACCCGCCCGAGAAACUACAAAUCCUAGGAUGCAGCGCGACCUCGGACCGCCGCGAGCACGGCUCUGAGGCUGCUGUCCCUGCGUCGACUGGAUCGGGGUCAGCGCUGCAUGCGCGAAGCAGAACACCUAGUAUCAGAUUGGUUGCGAUUUGCCAGUGGUCGCUGUGCUCCCCACACUGGCCUGGGGUACGGUGCUACUGGGAGAAGGGCGAGGGGCACAGUGCACUUCCUGCGGACCAAAAUGGGCGACACACUCGGAAACUACUAAACUUCCUGUGGAAGCGAAGUAGAAUUUCAUAAGAACAUAAUGGGUAAGUUUCAUAAGAAAAUAUUGGAUGGAGAAGAGAAAACCUAUGGUGGCUGUGAAGGCCCUGAUGCCAUGUAUGUCAAAUUGAUAUCUUCAGAUGGUCAUGAAUUUAUUGUAAAAAGAGAACAUGCAUUGACAUCAGGAACAAUAAAAGCCAUGUUGAGUGGCCCAGGUCAGUUUGCUGAGAACGAAACUAAUGAAGUCAAUUUUAGAGAGAUCCCUUCACAUGUGCUAUCAAAAGUAUGCAUGUAUUUUACUUACAAGGUUCGCUACACUAACAGCUCCACGGAGAUUCCUGAAUUCCCAAUUGCACCUGAAAUUGCACUGGAACUGCUGAUGGCUGCGAACUUCCUAGAUUGUUAAAUAAAAUAAAUUAUAAUAAACUGUUAACUUUUUUCAGUAUUU
Molossus molossus (Pallas's mastiff bat) is the source of this 996-nucleotide messenger RNA. It is a transcript of the gene ELOC, whose product is annotated as elongin C. Bases 592 to 954 code for a protein of 120 amino acids. Gene Ontology annotation, biological process: ubiquitin-dependent protein catabolic process. Gene Ontology annotation, molecular function: protein-macromolecule adaptor activity. NCBI's taxonomy places the organism in Eukaryota, Metazoa, Chordata, Mammalia, Chiroptera, Molossidae. The record is from RefSeq and is a predicted model, not a curated record. Gene Ontology annotation, cellular component: elongin complex. The transcript has 4 exons.